This is a messenger RNA of Mytilinidion resinicola, 2149 nucleotides long. RefSeq lists its product as uncharacterized. The record is from RefSeq and is a predicted model, not a curated record. Lineage: Eukaryota; Fungi; Ascomycota; Dothideomycetes; Mytilinidiales; Mytilinidiaceae. Gene Ontology annotation, biological process: ubiquitin-dependent protein catabolic process. The transcript has 5 exons. Gene Ontology annotation, cellular component: COP9 signalosome. The coding region runs from base 258 to 1760 and encodes 500 amino acids.
CGACAAUUCGCCUCACCUGUAGUUUUUCUAGACCUCAAAAUCGUGCAAACAUCUGCUCCUUACCUUUACCUGGUGCUCUGCUCGCCUCGUUAUGUCAUAACUUCCAGAAAACACCUUCGCGCUGCUCCCCCACAACAGGCAGCAGAGCUUCAGCACAUCCCACCACCGAGCUCCGCCUUCUCCAGUCAACAGGACACAACACCACACACCUCCUUCCUCAGCAGCUCGAAAAUUCUCCGGGCCAGCUCUUUCCCACCAUGGCGGAUUCUCUCAGCAUCUGCUUCAGCUUCGAGCCCACUUCCCCAAACAUAAAAUCAAACCUAGACCUUGACCGUCAUAUCCGCAGUCAUGUCGCUGCGGUGUCGCAUAUCCCCAGUAGUGCUUUUCUGAAGAAUAUCGACACUCCGCAGGACUUUCUAGAGAUCCUCAACCCAUCCGUCAACAGCAUACCCUAUGCCUACACCCUACUUCACCGCAUCCAGACUCACGACUGGCCGAAGGGGCCCAAGUCUGUCCCCGAUACCUUCAGACCUGGCGGCGGAUCGUGGGGCAAGCUAGUGGAGUUUUUGGAAUCCUUCGAUCCUGUCCAGAUGCGAUACAUUGGCGAUGUAUGGAGGAGGCUGGUGGAGUACUGCGACCGGGUUGCUAGAGCUAUGGGCACGCCCGGAAUAGCCAUCUCCCCCGUUCGAUCCGCUAUGCUGCAGCUAGAUCCAUCCACCGGAACGUUCACCUCGAAUCAUCUGCUGUUCAUGAGGACCUGCCUGGAAGCUGGGUCAUAUACUGCCGCUCUCCCGAUCCUCGACAACUACAUCUACAACCUACCCCAGAAUAUAGCAAAAGCCCUAAUCGAGAUUGAGGGCUCGGUGCCAUGCGCCGAGACGUCCACCAGCAGCGACUUCAUCACCACGCGAUCAGGACAUUCGGAGAAGAUCACGCUUGCGGACUUGCACGAAUACUACAUGCUAGGCGCUAUUGCAUACAUUGGAGCACGCAAGUUCAAGCAAGCUUUGCUCUUCUUGGAACAUAUCCUCAUCACACCGUCGGCGAAUAUUGCGAAUGGCAUAAUGUGGGAGGCAUAUAAGAAAUGGGUGAUUCUAGGUUGUCUAGUGAACGGAGCGCCAUCGGCCACUCCAAAAACCGCCAACUCCAGUGCGAUGAAACAGCUCCGCGCCGCUUCCAAGGCGUAUGAUGCUCUUACAGAGGCUUUCCAGAUGCACGGCCCGAAGCUGCGAGCUCAAGCGGAGGUUGGCGUGCAGACGUGGGCUGAGGACGGAAACACAGGCCUUGUUAGCGAACUAGUUGACCACCAGAUGAGACUGGCGGUGAUCAAGCUAAAGGACACAUAUUCAGCCAUACCGCUCACGCACGUGGCCAAGUUUCUCGGCUUCUCUAUGCAAGAGGCGGAGGCGUACAUAAGAAACCUAGUGGCGAGAGGUUAUCUGAACGCAAGCUUGGACCAUACCCCAGGGCCGAAUGGAUCGCUGGUCCUUCGAUUCUACACAGACCCCACCGAGGGACCGCUGGCCAAGAGCGAGAAGGAGCAGUAUCUGGAGCUCCUGCAGCAGACAGCGCAGACGAAUAAGCUCGCGGAACAGGUCAAGGCGGCCGACUAUCGAUUGAGCCUGAACAAGGACUACCUGGAGCACGUGCGGCGGCUGAACAAGAAGGCGGCGGCUAGCGCAGCGGCGGGCGAUGCCAUGGACGUUACCUGGGACGACGCCGAACCGGAAGAGGACAUUAUGGGCGACCUGAUUAUGUAAGUGCGCGGCGGAGCCAGCGGUAUCCUGGAAGCAUUGCGAUGGAGUUCUGGGCGAGUCAAUUGCGGCGACGAGGGUGUCGGUCGGGGGUUUGGACGAUGAGGCACGAGUUGCACGCGGCGUGACGACGGCUGACAGGAAGGGUUGCAGUGAAACGUCUCGAUUCUGGCGUUGAAACAGGACGGCCUGAUUCGCCGGUGGGCGACACUAACACGACACAGAUAUGGAUGUGAUGAGGCUAGGUGGAUGGAAGCAGACACGCGCGAGCGGCCAGGCGUGCUGCAGGUGGUGGGUGGUGGAGAUGGAAAAGAAGAGGCCGCCCUAUCUGGUUGACGUAAUGCAUACUUACCCACCUACGGCCUUGCACAUCUGCCUGGCACUGUCAGAAGCCC